Phytophthora nicotianae INRA-310 is the source of this 849-nucleotide messenger RNA. RefSeq lists its product as hypothetical. NCBI's taxonomy places the organism in Eukaryota, Oomycota, Peronosporomycetes, Peronosporales, Peronosporaceae. Bases 1 to 849 code for a protein of 282 amino acids. Gene Ontology annotation, molecular function: RNA binding. The transcript has 5 exons. The record is from RefSeq and is a predicted model, not a curated record. Gene Ontology annotation, cellular component: U2 snRNP; U2-type spliceosomal complex.
AUGGACACCGAGAGUGAACGCAUCGAACGCGCCCGCGCCAAGAACCUCGCGUACAUCCAGCAGCAGGACGAACAGGAGGAAGCUCAAUCGGCGGACGAUUUCUUGACCACCGUCCUCGGGCCUUCCAAACGAUCUACACCAGUAGCAAGAGGCUCCAAGGGCAACAGCAGCGUCUACAUCACGGGGCUUUCAACGUAUAUGGCCUGCAGACAACUUGAGGGCGUAUGCAACAAGCUGGGCAAGGUGCGACGCAUCAAAUUCUACAAGAACGACAAAGGAGGCCUCAAGGGUGAUGCAGUGGUGACUUUCAGCUCGCGCGCCACUAUGCUCAAGGCCGUUGACAGGCUGAAUCACUUCGAAGUCAAGCCGGGGGUAGUCAUCACAGCAACGGAAGCAACUUUUUCGACAACGAAACCUACUGGGAAAGAGGAGAGCAAGGAGAAUACUGGUGCAGCUCAAGUCGCUUCCCAUACAACAAACGUGCUGGCCUCAUGUGAAGAGGCAAAAGCAGACUCAGCACAACUCGACUUGCCAUCGUGCUCGAUCAUUUUGAAGCAUGUUUGGGAUCCACUUGAAGGCAGCGAUGCUGAAUUCUUCGACGAUCUGGAAGAAGACAUGCGGGCUGAGUGCAGCAAACAUGGAGCUGUAGAGCACAUUCAUAUUGUUGCAGAUGGGUCGGUGGUCGUGCGCUUUGCCGAGCUGAACGCCGCGAUCGCGUGCCUGAAAGUGAUGAACGGGCGAUGGUUUGCUGGACGGAAGAUCGAGGCGCGGUUUGACCAGGCCACAGCCGAAAAUCCAAGCGAUGCAGACACCAAGGUGGAGGCGUUCCUGGCCUCAAUUGGCGAGUGA